Penicillium brasilianum is the source of this 1011-nucleotide messenger RNA. NCBI's taxonomy places the organism in Eukaryota, Fungi, Ascomycota, Eurotiomycetes, Eurotiales, Aspergillaceae. The record is from the annotation of a GenBank genome assembly.
AUGCGCAUCCCUAGUAUCUUCAAUCUUCUUCUUUUCUCGCUAUGCCUCGCGGUGGCGGCUCCUUCCGCCGCCGCCGCGGUUGCCAGUGAACGCUCGACUCAUGCCACCUCUCGCGAGCAUCUGAAAGACAUUGUGACUCAAAUCUUGCAUUCUAUGGAAACGCACAACUCGCACGUCCUCCCGCUGGCCACUGUUUAUAAAGCGACUGAGAACGGGCAUGGUGCAUCCCUCGCCAUGAUGACACUAUGGCGCACCAUCGUCAAGGCUGAAUCGCCUAGCAUGUUGGCAAUCGACACCAUACAAGGCUCAGCCUAUUUUGCCACCACUGUCAGCGAAGGCAACAGCAAAGCGGAAGCAGUUCUGAGGGGUCGCGUCAAGGUGGUCGAUGGACGCAUCACCGAGCUGGAGCUGUUUAUCAACCGCACUCGCGGCGACGACGGCUAUGCCUUUUCUUCUACGGAACUGGCAGAUAACUUCAAAGUGUUGAUGUCGCCGCCGAAGAACCGCGUGAAGGCCAGUCGGGCAAAGCUGGAAGCCAUCGGGGCGGCUGCUUGGGAUUCGUCGGACAACCUGUCGGUCAGCGUUAGCGAUACCUGCCAAUUCACCGAAGUGGGCUGGAAGAUCAUCGACACCGGCGUUUACGGAAACGAGUCCUCGUCGCCGCUUACCUGCAGUUGGGGCACUACUAGACCCACUGACCUUACGGCACGAACUAGUCUAGUCAUCGAUGAGGAGCUGGGCUUCAUUGUGACCAGUGGUCUGACUCAAGGCAAGGUCUAUCCUUAUUACGGUGAUAUUUCCACUUUUAUCCCGGAUUCCAUGUCUGCGCCUCAAAAAGCGCAAGAAGCCUGGUUCAACGAAGUGAAGAAACAAGGCAAUUUGACUCUGGUUGCGCCAACCGAAGCCACUGGGGAGAACCUCGAAGUGCUCCAAUUUUUCAACGACAAGCUUCAGGCCCUCCAAUUUAAUGUCUUGCUGAGUGGUCCAAAUAUGACAUCUUCCUGGGUGUGA